This is a messenger RNA of Sardina pilchardus (European sardine), 3412 nucleotides long. It is a transcript of the gene ighmbp2, whose product is annotated as immunoglobulin mu DNA binding protein 2. The transcript has 17 exons. Gene Ontology annotation, molecular function: DNA binding; zinc ion binding; 5'-3' DNA helicase activity. Gene Ontology annotation, cellular component: nucleus; cytoplasm. NCBI's taxonomy places the organism in Eukaryota, Metazoa, Chordata, Actinopteri, Clupeiformes, Clupeidae. The record is from RefSeq and is a predicted model, not a curated record. Bases 271 to 3327 code for a protein of 1018 amino acids.
GGAAAUAUUGGUGUAGCACUGUAGCUAAGUUCAGUUAGCAUCAGCACAGCAGUAACUAAAUGUUUACGUUGACAUUACGUUUUUCUCAAAGUGGUUACCCGUUUACUUGUUUUGCUUACUAGUGGCUUUGAUAUAAGCCAGUUUGUGGUCUGUUUUAUUUUCUCUCCAGUUGUUGGGGACAUGCUAAGUUGGCUAACUUAACAGUCUGUCUGACACUGGGCAUUGACCACUUCUGUCACACGACUAGAAAAGCGCACCAGGGUGACAGUGAUGGAGGUGGAGGACUUCGUUUCCAAAACGCUGGAGCUCCUUCAGGAGGAGCGAGAAGCUGAAAUCGAGGAAACCAGGCUUCUGCAGGAGAAUGUCUCCCUAAAGCAUCUGCAGCACAAAGGCGUGUGCCUACUGAAGCUGCAGAUCGGCAGCCAGCGCACAGGCCUGUAUGGCCGCCUGCUCAUCAUCCUCGAACCCAGGAAGAGUAUUGGACCUUCAGUGCUGCCCAGCAACAGCUUUGGUCCAGGUGAUAUAGUGGGCCUGUAUGAUGCUGAGGGGUGCAGCCAGAUGUCCCAGCUGGGCACAGGAGUGGUGACACGAGUGACCCAGUCUUCCGUCGCCGUGGCUUUUGACGAGUCACAGGAUGGCCUCAACCUGGACAGCGACGGACUCUUUAACAUCAUGAAGGUGGCCAAUGAUGUCACCUACAAGAGAUUGACACGUGCCUUGAAUACGCUGAAUGGAUACGGCAGUGGGCCAGCCUCUCAUCUUAUCAGUGUUCUCUUUGGCUACUCUCAGCCCUCAGAGCUUUCACAGCCAAAUGAUUUAGAGUUUUAUAAUGCUGGACUGGACAAGUCUCAGCGUGAGGCAGUGACCUUUGCCCUGAAGCAGAAGGACCUGGCGGUCAUCCACGGACCCCCUGGGACAGGCAAGACCACCACUGUGGUGGAGGUGAUCCUGCAAGCUGUUAAACAAGGGAGCAAGGUGCUGUGCUGUGCCCCCUCUAACGUGGCGGUGGAUAACCUGGUGGAGCGGCUGGCGCAGAACAAGGCCAAGGUGCUGCGGCUGGGCCACCCCGCCCGUCUCCUGGAGACCAUCCAGCAGUACUCCCUGGACGCCAUCCUCGCCCGCAGCGACGCCACUGACAUCAUCGCCGACAUCCGCAGAGACAUGGACAAGGCUUUGGGUGAGCUGAAGAAGACUCGGGACCGAGGCAGCAGGGCGGCGAUGAAGAGAGAGAUGGGGGAGCUGAGGAAGGAGCUGAGGGCCAGGGAGGAGGACUCCACCAAGCAGAUCCUCAAGGGCGCCAGCGUGGUGCUGGCCACCAACACAGGAGCGUCUGCGGAUGGGCCGCUGAAGCUGCUGCCAGCGGACCACUUUGACGUGGUGGUGAUCGAUGAGUGUGCCCAGGCACUGGAGGCCAGCUGCUGGGUCCCGCUGCUCAACGCCCGCAAGGCCAUCCUGGCCGGGGACUACAAGCAGCUGCCACCCACCAUCAAGUCUCGCAAGGCGGCCUCCAAGGGUUUGUCGCUGAGCCUGAUGGAGCGGGUCGUCCAGCGGUACGGUGAUGUCGUGGUGCGGAUGCUGACGGUGCAGUACCGCAUGCACAGCGCCAUCAUGCAGUGGGCCUCGGACCAGAUGUACCAGGGCAGGCUGACCGCUCACGCCUCUGUGGAGAAGCACCUGCUCAAGGAUCUGAUAGGGGUGGCCAGUGUGGAGGAGACCAGCAUGCCACUGCUGCUCAUAGACACAGCGGGCUGUGGCCUCCAUGAGAUGGAGGACACCGAUGAAGUGUCCAAGGGGAACCAAGGAGAGGCAGAUAUUGUUGCUAUGCAUAUUAAAGCCUUGACUGAGGCCGGCCUGAAAGCAAAAGACAUCGCUGUGAUUGCUCCUUACAAUCUUCAGGUUCACCUUCUGAGGCAGAGGCUCUCCCAGACGCACCCUGAGCUGGAGAUCAAGUCAGUGGACGGGUUCCAGGGCAGAGAGAAAGAGGCCGUGGUGUUGUCCCUGGUCAGAUCCAACCGAAAGGGCGAGGUUGGGUUUCUGGCGGAGGACCGAAGAAUCAACGUGGCCGUGACUCGAGCGCGGCGCCAGCUCACGGUGGUGUGUGACUCUCAGACGGUGCGGAACCACGACUUCCUCAAGUCGCUGGUGGACUACAUGACGGAGCACGGCGAGGUGCGCACCGCCUUCGAGUACCUGGAGGACGUGGUGCCCCAGAACUACGUCCGCGACCCCAAAGAGGGCUCCAAACAGCCCCCGUCAGCUAAGCAGAAGGGCGAAGGGGAGCCGAGCAAGGGGAAGGGGACGGAGGCGAAAGGCGAGCCGGGGAGGAGGCACGAGGCUGGGGGGAAACCCAAAGGAAGGGACACCCAGGGGAAAGCUCCAGGCUCGAAGCCUGGCAGGCCCGGAGACGAGAACCAGAAUCAGAACCGAGACCCGGCCCAGGAGCAGAGGAAGCAGGACGACAUACGGCAGCGGAUCCAGAACUUCCUGCGGGACGCGGGCCAGACGGAGCUGAGCUUCCCCGCGUCCCUGAACUCUCACGACCGCCUGCUCGUCCACCAGAUCUCCGAGGAGCUCGGGCUCAACCACGAGAGCCAGGGCGAGGGCAAGGACCGCCACAUCACCGUGUCCAGACCGCCGGCCGGGCCUCAGGAACCCCAGGAACCCUCCUCAGAGGGGGCAGGGGAACCAGAACCACAGCCGGACCAACCGGCCGAUGUAGUGACUCCUCCUGACCAGCAGGGGGCAGCAGCUGCAGGUGGUGUGGACCUGAAGAACCUGCACCUGGAGCGCAUGAGGAGGGAGCAGCAGAAGAGGGAGGAGAAGGCCAAGCUGAACCAGCAGCAGCAGCAGCAGCAGAGGGGAGCCAUAGCAGCUGCAGCAGGGAACAGCCAGCAGGGCAAGAAGGGGAAGGGAGCAGCCAAGGGUAAGAACCGCACAAAAGCAGGGGCCACAGACAUCGCGGCGGCCGCGACCGCGGACAGCGACUUUGACGCACUGAUCGACGCGGUGGUGAAGGCUGAGCGUGUGUGUAGCUUCGUGAAGUGCAAAGCUAGCGUGCUAAUGCUAGGACAGCUCUGCAUCCACUGCAACAGGCAGUUCUGCCUCAGCCAUCACAUCCCCGAGGUCCAUGGCUGUGGGGACAAGGCCAAGAGCCACGCCCGCAUGCGCAUCAGCAAAGAGGGGGUGCUGUACGCCGGUAGUGGACAGAAGGACAAAUCCAUGGACCCCAACAAGAAAGCCUACCUGCAGAGGAAACUGGACUCCAAGCUCAAAGACAUGUCUACUCAGAGGAAAACUAAAGCCAAAGAGAAAGAGCCUCAACGAUGAGGAGCUUUUUGGGACGUAUGAUCGCAUGUGUGUGUCGCUGCUGUGUAAAAAGACACAAGUUGAUAAAUAAAUUAUUUUUAGUGUA